This is a messenger RNA of Bombus huntii, 2095 nucleotides long. RefSeq names its product G-box-binding factor-like. Gene Ontology annotation, cellular component: membrane. The record is from RefSeq and is a predicted model, not a curated record. The annotation marks the transcript as partial. Gene Ontology annotation, biological process: monoatomic ion transport. The transcript has a single exon. Lineage: Eukaryota; Metazoa; Arthropoda; Insecta; Hymenoptera; Apidae.
GUCGACGAGGAAGCGCUCGGAUCAAGGGACGUGGCUCGCGGCCAUUCCCAGUAUACUUACACCACAACUACCACCACCGGUAAACCUUAUCAUCGUUCGCGUUCUCGUCGACUACAUCCAGACCAUCAGCAACCUCGUCAACCGCCCCAUGACUGUCGCCUGCAUCGGCAUUAUCCCCAACGCAGUAACAUCCAGCAACAACAGCCGCAACAACAUCUGCAGCAGCAGCAUCAUCAUCAUCAUCAUCAGCAGCAACAGCAGCAGCCGCCGCCACCACCUCCGGCUCCACCGACACAAUAUCAAACGUUACCCUCGAACCAUAGACACAAACACCAUCCACGUUAUUAUCUUUAUCAACCGCAUCAGCCGAGAUCCGCGUCGUUCUCGUCGUUACACAACGUGGUCGAAGGUAGCAGUAGAUGUUCGUCGUUACCGAGGGGUUCGCGGUAUUCGUUGAAAAGCCCUGCGAGAUCCUCGCCUUCGCCCUCGCCCUCGCCCUCGCCCUCGCCCACACCCUCCCCGUCGCCCACUACGUCUCGCAGAGUGACACCGUCACCGCCCGCGGCGACUGUUCGAACAAUCCCGCCCCAAGAUAUCCGCCGUUUCCAACGACAUCCGCUUCCCCGUACCGAGCGGUGCUGUUGGGGUCUUCUACCGCGACGUUGGUUCACCUGUCGAGCGAAAGGUACUGCAGGGAUUGACUUUGUCUCGCGUAUCGCUUUCCCUCUCAUGUUCAUCCUGUUUAAUCUGGGCUACUGGUCCACCUAUCUGUUCCAAGGUGACGAAGGCGAUUACAUGCAUAAGUAAAUUCGAAUUCUGACAUCUGUUUCACGCCUGUCAUCAACGGAUCGGACGAACGAGAGGAAAAGGUGAAUGUGCGAGCGACGUCAAGACCACGUCGUAUGCCGUGCUUCAAAGUCUGUCUGUAACUGCUGCCUCCAAGAAUCCUGUUCCCUGUAUCGCGACGAAUUUUCCUACGAUAUGCGUCAUCCAAUGUGUCAAUGUUCUUAUCGAGAGCGAGAGGGUGUGAAAGAGCGUGUAACGUUACAUCAGACGUUCUAGUAAUAUCAUCUUCGAUACACUAAAAGACGAUGCAGGGGACAAAGAUUCGCUCGAUGCUCGUUUCGACGAGAAAAGGAUAACCGUAGAGAGAGAGAGCGAAAAUAUCGGGAGGCAGAGCGUAUUCCGACAGAAGACUUUUUAAUAAUCCGUGCCUGAAGUUCGAUGACCAUAUUUUAAAGACCAAGGUAAGCGCAACGAAAUACGCAACGUUUGGUACGGUAGGGAGUAGUCGACGAGAUAUUAUAUUAUAUAUAAAUGAUAAUAUAUACAUAUAUAAUUAUAUAUAUUAUAUGUUAUAUAAUAUGUAAUAUGUAUGUGUAUUAUAUAUGUAUAUAUUACAUAACGAGACGCGAAAACGGGAAACGAACGUGGUGUAAGAAUUAUAAGCUCUUAUGAGACCGUAUACAUAUUAAUUAUACACAUAUAAACACUCCUCUGUAACAUAUUCGGAAGACCGCGUGCCACAGGAUGAUUAAUCAACGUAGUGGGCCCUGUAUAGCCACGGCCUGUUAACGAACUACUUGCGAAUAAAUUUAUAAAUAAUAUAACGUAAUUAUAAUUGACAAGUAAAAAAGAAAAAAAGUCGUUAAAUGCAACAAUGAUUCCUGUGUAUAAAAAGAAAAUCCUCAGUCUAAACGGAAUUAACGAGUCAAUGUUAAGCAUAUUAUUUAAAUAACCCGAUGAUUAACAUUGAUUCGAAUGCGAACCAAAAGAGAAGACAAAGACGUGAAAGAGAAAACGAUUAAAAAGAUAGAAGAAAAAAAAAAGCGAAAAAAAAAGAGUAAAAGAGAAAAGUAACGUUCUCGAGAGGACAAUUAGCUGAUAUUACGAGAAAAAUAUCGCAUUAUCACGAAGGAUUAUACCAUUUAGAUAUUAAUUAUCGAUCGAGGCGGUAGUAUUACACACGGACACGCGACAGACGACUCUCUCUUUCUCUUUCUCUCUCUCUCUCUCUCUCUCUCUCUCCCUUCCUCUCUUCUUCUUCUCUCUCUUUUUCACACGCACACACGCAUACACGUCACGCACACAGACA